AUGGCGUCUUUACCCAACCGCAUCCUCCGUGAAGUGCCUCUCGUGUGCCGCUCGCGCACUUCACUCCGACGUAAUCUCCGCCUCAGCCUUUCGCUCUUCUUCGGAUUCGAUAAACUCCGCGCUUUCCUGGAGGGCUGCACCGACUGGUCCGUGGACUACAAGCGGUACCAGGCGCUGCUGGGGGAGCCCGUCCGGAUCCGCUGCGCCCUCUUCUACGGCUACAUCCGCGCCAACUACAGCCUGGCGCAGAGCUCGGGCCUCAGCCUCAUGUGGUACAAGAGCGCCGGGCACGGGGACUUCGAGGAGCCCAUCAGCUUCGACGGGACGCGCAUGAGCAAAGAGGAGGACGCCAUCUGGUUCAGACCGGCGGAACUGCAGGACGAGGGCUACUACUCCUGUGUGCUGCGAAACUCCACGUACUGUAUGAAGGUGUCCAUGUCUCUGAACGUGGCGGAGAACGACACCGACGUCUGCUACAACUCCAAAAUGAGGUCCUACGAGAAGGCCGAGCUGAGCAAGAGCAAAAACAUCUCCUGCCCGGGGAUCGAGGAGUACAUCCAGCCGGGAACCGAACCGGAGAUCACGUGGUAUAAGGAGUGUAGACCGCAGCAGUGGAGGUCGAGCAUUGAGACCAGAGACAGUCUGUACAUCCGAGAGGUCAAAGAGGAGGACACCGGGAACUACACCUGCGAGCUACAACUGGGGACGUUUGUGGUGCGCAAGACCACCGAGCUGUCCGUCACCGCUCCACAAACUGACAAACCCCCGAAGAUCCUGUUCCCGGCGGAGGGCCAAAUGACCGUAAUCGAACUGGCCAUAGGCAGCCCGGUGAACCUGACGUGCAGAGCCUUCUUCGGGUACAGUGGAGACGUCAGCCCCCUCAUCUACUGGAUGAAGGCGGAUAAAUACAUCGAGGAUCUGGACGACGAGAGGGUGCAAGAGACAGACCUCAAGACCAUCCGUAAACACUUGGGGGAGCAGGAGGUGUCCAUCUCUCUGACCAUCGAGGCUCUGGACGAGGGAGACUUUGGGAACUACUCGUGUUACGUGGAAAACAUCAACGGGCGAAGACAAGCGAACAUCCAGCUGGCAAAGAAACCGGAGUUGAUGUACACCGUGGAGCUGGCUGGAGGACUGGGGGCCAUCCUGCUCCUGUUGAUCUUCUUGGUGACGCUGUACAAAUGUUACAGAAUCGAGAUCAUGCUUUUCUACAGGACGCACUUCGGCAGCGAGGACCUGGACGGAGAAAAUAAAGACUACGACGCGUACCUGUCCUACACGAAGGUGGACCCGGACCAGUGGAGUCAGGAGACGAGAGAGGAGGAACGCUUCGCCCUGGAGAUCCUGCCCGAGGUCCUGGAGAAACACUAUGGGUAUAAACUCUUCAUACCAGACAGAGACUUGAUCCCGACCGGAAGUUUCACCAAUGAUCAUUUCCAGGAUGACACCAGGCUACUUAGAGCGUACAUCGAGGACGUGGCGCGCUGCGUGGACCAGAGCAAGCGUCUGAUCAUCGUCAUGACACCCAGUUACGUGGUGCGGAGGGGGUGGAGCAUCUUUGAGCUGGAGACGCGCCUGAGGAACAUGCUGGUGACAGGAGAGAUAAAGGUGAUCCUGAUCGAGUGCGCGGAGCUGCGAGGGAUUAUGAACUACCAGGAGGUGGAGGCGCUCAAACACACCAUCAAACUGCUCACCGUCAUCAAGUGGCACGGCCCCAAGAGCAACAAACUCAGCUCCAAGUUCUGGAAGCAGCUUCUGUUUGAGAUGCCCUUUAAGCGCCUGGAGGGUCCUCUCACCAUCUCCCACGAGCAGGUGCUGGACGUCAGCGAGCAGGGCCCCUUCGGCGAGCUGCAGACUGUCUCCGCCAUCUCCAUGGCAACCUCCACGGCGAUGGCCACGGCGCACCCGGACCUGCGCUCCUCCUUCGGCACCUGUCACACUCAGCUGAGGCAGAAGCACUAUUACCGCGGAUACGACUACGACCUGCCUCCGGGGGGCACCCUCCCGCCGCUGUCCGCCGCGCUCGGAAACCAGCACACCUACUGCAACAUCCCCAUGACGCUGCUCAACGGCCAGAGACCGCAGGGCCGGUCGCCACGGCAACAGAGCAUGGAGGAGAGCCACGCCGGCAACAACGCCAUGCUCCCCCUGCUGCCCCGGGAAACCAGCAUCUCCUCUGUGAUCUGGUGACACAGGACUGCGCCGACAACGCUGCUAACGCUCCUGCGGGGGGCGCCGGUACGAACACUCAAACACAAGCCAACAUCGCCCG
Messenger RNA from Boleophthalmus pectinirostris (great blue-spotted mudskipper), 2272 nucleotides. Its product is annotated as interleukin-1 receptor accessory protein-like 1. The transcript has 11 exons. The coding region runs from base 1 to 2190 and encodes 729 amino acids. The record is from RefSeq and is a predicted model, not a curated record. NCBI's taxonomy places the organism in Eukaryota, Metazoa, Chordata, Actinopteri, Gobiiformes, Gobiidae. Gene Ontology annotation, biological process: negative regulation of exocytosis; signal transduction.